AGGAAUGCUUAUGUCACACAAUUUUAAUCAUAUCAAGACAGUGACAAAAUCACUCGAAAAGGAGAACUAUCGAUGAAAAUUUGAAUAACAUGUUGAGGUAUCAAUGUAAUUAAUUCGAACACUAUCUUACGAUGCUGAAACGGGAGAGAAAGAGUGACAUGUCAACAGUAUACAUAGUACAUAUCGUGGAACCUCGAUAUAUCGGCCAUAUUCGUUUCAUACAAAAGUGACUUAAUUGUCGGAAAAACGCUCACAUGAAAGAUAUGUCUUGUGGAUAUUCCUGUAGAAUAAUUACAUAUAAAUAAUUAUCUAAUUUCACAGUGUACACGUCUUUAAUUAAAGCAUACACUGAAGCUCCAUAAUACCAGUCAACGAAAUCAGCCAAUCAGUGGCAGAACAGUUAUGCAAAUGACAAGUAUCUGGAAUCACGACUAUCGUAGUUUUCGUAGUUUGUAAGGGUUGUGGUUGAAGAUAACACGGGGAAAUUCUCCAAGUAAAUAAUAAUAAAUCCUAAUUUCAUGACAUAAAGCUGCUGUGCUGUCAACCGAUGGCAUUUUCAGUGACAACACGUGAAGUACUUUCAACAAAUGAUUAAGAAAAAUGUUUCUACGUAUACUUGUUAAAAUCAAGAAACUUUUCAUAUUUGUAUAAAUCAUCUUUUAUGGUUUUUUUUUAUUAAUUCAAUAGACAGACAACUAAUAUUUUGUUCACAAUAUUGAAAUAUUUCGGGACCGAAAUAACCAUCGAUCAAUAUUUAAAAUUUCCGGAUUGUUUCUAUCCCGUCGUUUCGGUUUUGUAUUAUAAUGUUAUGCUGAUAACAAGGGGGUGGUACACGCAGCCAGAGUUUACUGAUGAAUUGCACGUCACUGUCGACUUCAUUCAGAUUUGGUGAUUUGAUUUACAACCACUCGCCAUGGCGGAAGAAGGACCCCAUCAGGACUCUAUCGAUAAUCCCAAACCAGCUAUGGACACCCACCUGUUAGAUUGUCCUAUCUGUCUAGAACAGCUACACCAACCAAAGUCGCUCCCCUGUCUUCAUUCUUUCUGCCAGAAAUGUCUGUCCACCUUCAUCACCAAGGACCCGUCAGAGAAGAUGGCGGCGGCAACUUCCUUUCUGUGUCCUGUUUGUAGGAUGAUCACACAACCGGUCAAUCAUUCCGAAGGUAAGGAGAAAUGGGCCCAACAAUUUCCAACCAAUGGUCUGAUUAACAGCCUUGUAAAGGUCACGAUGGAUGAGCCGAAGUAUUGCAAUCCCUGUGAGAAAAAAGGAAAAACUAGGAUUCCUGCAUCAAUCUGGUGUGAAACAUUGAACAUCAUGUUUUGUGAUACAUGUAAAGUUGAUUUUCAUGACUUGGUUCACGAAGGAUGUGAAACGGCUAACUUAGCCAAACCUGCAGAAAUAAUGCAACGACAAGAACAGGUAAGAUGUGGAAAACAUGCAAAGAAGAUGACUUAUCAUUGUGAAAACCAUCAAAAACUUGGUUGUAGUAGAUGCAUCACGAUAGACCACAGACGAUGUGACGAAGUGACAACAACACAGGAGUAUUGUGACAAAUUGAAGAGGGAAUCACGACUGGAUCACUGGAAGACAUCACUGCAGAAAACCACUGAAGCUAUCGGGUUACUGAUCCAAGAGUUUGACGAGCAACUUCAAAGCAUAGCGAAUGACCAAGAUAUCGGGUUUAAGAGUUUAAUAGAUCUAAGACAAAGUGUUGAUGCACGUCUUGAUGCUAUGCAGAAGAAAAUCACAGAUGAACUGACAGCAAUUUACAAAAAAGAGAAAGAGAAUUUGGAUUUGUCAUUGCAGAAAUGUAAACGACUAACGUCUUCAAUUCAAAACACAAUAAAAACCUCCGCAACAGUUAGCCAGAGGAUUGAUAGCGUGGACACAAUCUUGUUGUAUCAGAGAGGCGUGGCAGAGAUGAAAUCCUAUCAGGAUCUGGUGACAGAAAUGAGGAAGUCUUUCAUCGCUGUCAGAAUCAAGCAUUCCUUUGAUCUUGAUCUUCUCCAAAUGGAAAAGAACAUUCCACUGACCCUGGGGAAAGUCACAGUGCAGAGAGAACGUAGAAUUCUGCCUGGACAGUUGUUUACUCCGUUAGCGGAAUGCCGUGUGAAGGAGAUAGCAAAGUUUAACAUUAAGUCUUCCUCAGACGGCUCAGAUUGCUGUGCAAGUGGAAUUGUUUACCUACCAGAUGAUCAUAUCAUUGUAGGAGAUUGCAACAACAAGAAGGUCAAGUUAUUUACAGCUAUAGGGAAAUUAGAAGAUGAGUUGAAAGUUUCUGGGUCUCUGAUGGACAUGUGUCGUGUGGAUUAUCAAACUGUGGCGGUAACUCUUUCGAGUCUGAUUGCUGUAUACGUUAUCAAGGUGGAGUCUUCAAAACUUACCCUGUUGUUGAAAAUACAACUGCCUGCCGGACAAGAUCUAAGGGGUAUUACUUAUACAGGUAACAUAUUCAUUGUGAGCUAUGGGAGCAAUGUUCACAUCGUUAGUAAGGAUGGUAGUACGAAACAUAUGCGAACUUAUCCGACUUACUGCUGUCACCUUGCGUGCAAUCCAUGGACGCAAGAGAUUUAUGUCAGCCAACCCACCUCCUUAAAUGGCUCUGUUACUGUAUCCAAAUUUUCAAAUGAAACACGUACAGAUAUUGCAAAGGUCGGUGUCCUGAAUUCAGCUUUCGGGGUAGAUAUUGAUUGUGACGGCAAUUUGUAUGUGUGUGGGCAGGCGUCAAAUAAUGUGGUACAGAUGUCUGCGGACGGAACUCGCAUCAGGGAACUGCUCAGAGUAUCGGAUGGUGUAAACAAGCCAAGGGCAAUAUCUGUGUGUGGGGACAAAUUUGUGGUCACAAACGAAUCUUCAAAGCACAAGAAUGAAGUACACCUAUUUCAGCUUUACUGAGCAAAGUGAGUAAGCAUUCUGUGAGAUAUAUAUCGGGACCAAGUUGUGUGGUGUGUUGUUUAGUGACAAAUUGCAACAUGGCUGAAUCAGUUGUGAGUAUCCAUCCAUUGUGUAAAAUCAGAAACAGAGCAACUGGCAAGAAAGUGUAGUGACAUAUUGACAGGAAAAGAAUUAAACUGAAACGAUACAGCUACCUAGUAUAUUUAUAAUUAGGGACCAUUCACGGAUAUACAAUAAAAUUUCAUGUAUUAAUAUAUAUAUAAAUGAAUAAAUCCAUGUUAUGCUCACUUUGACCGACUUUUUAGCUGAUGGUCUUAUGUAUUAAUCUCUUUUAAACAACUUCUUAAUACAAAGAGGCCUUGGGUGAUGAUAUUAAACAAUGAGCUUAAAGUAACUAAGUCAAGUUUUAAUGUAACGUGGACAAGGCAAACAUGUUUAAAUCUUUAAGACUCGUAACGUGUAACGUGAAUUGUCAGCAGCAUUGACUAGCAGGUGAGCGAUAAUGAUCGAUGUGGUUUUGUUUUCACCUUCAUUGUCCUUAUAAUUUAGCGUUAUCUCUGUGAAAUAAAUGCGUAUAAUUGUUUGUACAUUUCAAAUAUUAGUAUGUCAUUGAUAACCUGAACAUAUCAGAACCAAAUUUGUACAGGAUUUUUAUACUAGAACUCGUUGGAAAAGAGAUGUACAUGUCAUCUAAUACCAAGCUCUCAAAGUGAGAAGCGAGUUAGUGACAAUUCCACAAGGCACAUUCAAAACCCAAAAAUAAAAAACAUCGACAUUCAUAUAGCACAAGGAAGAAAUAUAUAUGUUUUAUCAACCUUCCUCUCUUGUAACCAUGUGUUGAAAUUUUGUCUCUCAGUGUUUAACAGUGUUUGUUUUAAGCUUUGUUUAAAUUGAAUUAUUAAAAUCGAUACUAUAGCGAGUAAUAGUUCCUUUACGAAUUAGAGCACUGUGUUUAACAUGGUUUAUGAGAAAGGUGUAAACACACGCUAACGAAGGGGAAUGUUAAUUUGAAGUACAUAAAACCAAGCCCAAUCAAGAUGUAUCAAUAUGUCCUUAAGGUAAGGUUUCGCUAAAACCAUAAAACAAAUUUAGAGGUUUCUUAUCAGCUUCAUCACUUUUUGUUCUGCUUUCCACUUCAAUUAUCGAAAGCAAAACUUUCCAUUACAAUCCUUGUUUUCGUUUACCAGCAGUUCAUCUAUUUUAUGUAAAUAUUUUUACUGUUUGGUUACAUGGUUAAGGUGUCCUUGUAAAGAUAAUUUCCUCAAUAUUUGAAAUAAAGUUGUUACUGUGUUGAUGAUAUGUUUGUAGAAGUUUUUCUGUUGUUUGAAGGACUGCUAUAGAUCAGUUGGACCAAUAAAACCCUCCUUCACCAGCUGGUAAUAUUAAAUGCAUGUAAAUAUUGGGCACGACUGACUUUAAUGGUAAAAUAUAUCAGAAAGGAUUAUAAUAGCUGUACUUAUCAUUUUCUUUUAAAUACUUUAC
This is a messenger RNA of Mizuhopecten yessoensis (Yesso scallop), 4378 nucleotides long. RefSeq lists its product as uncharacterized. Bases 914 to 2896 code for a protein of 660 amino acids. The transcript has 2 exons. Lineage: Eukaryota; Metazoa; Mollusca; Bivalvia; Pectinida; Pectinidae. The record is from RefSeq and is a predicted model, not a curated record.